AUGAACGUCUCCAAAACGCCGUUCAACGGCUACUCCGUCAAAUUCAGCCCCUUCUACGAGGAUCGCCUCGCCGUCGCCACCGCCCAGAACUUCGGUAUCAUCGGCAACGGACGCGUCCACGUCUUCUCCCUUCCCCCAACCCCUACCGGAGCCCUCACCGAGAUCAUCUCCUUCGACACGGCCGACGGCGUCUACGAUCUCGCCUGGUCCGAAUCCCACGACUCCCUUCUCAUCGCCGCCGUCGCCGACGGCUCCGUCAAGCUCUUCGACACCAACCUCCCGCCGCCGCAGAACCCGCUCCGAUCCUUCCAGGAGCACACGCGCGAAGUCCACGGGGUGGACUACAACCCCACGCGCCGCGACUCCUUCGUCACCGCCUCCUGGGACGACACCGUCAAGCUCUGGUCGCUCGACCGCCCCGCCAGCAUCCGUACUUUCAAGGAACACGCCUACUGCGUCUACUCGGUGGCGUGGAACCCGAGGCACGCCGACGUCUUCGCCUCUGCCUCCGGCGACUGCACGGUGAGGGUUUGGGAUGUGCGCGAGCCGGGAUCCACGAUGAUAAUCCCGGGCCACGAGGCUGAGAUCCUGUACUGCGAUUGGAACAAGUACGACGAGUGCUUGAUUGCUACCUCCUCGGUGGACAAGAGCAUUAGGGUUUGGGAUGUGAGGAAUUACAGGGUGCCCAUCGCGUCUUUGAAUGGCCAUGGAUUCGCGGUCAGGAAGGUGAAAUUCUCCCCGCACCAUCGCAACCUGAUGAUGUCUUGCUCCUACGACAUGACUGUGUGUAUGUGGGAUUUCAUGGUGGAAGAUUCGCUGGUUGGAAGGUACGAUCAUCACUCUGAAUUUGCUAUUGGGGUCGACUUCAAUGUGCUUGUUGAAGGCCUGGUUGCGAGUACUGGAUGGGACCAGAUGGUUUUCGUCUGGCAGCAUGGAACUGAGCCUAGAGGGCCUUGA
Linum tenue is the source of this 957-nucleotide messenger RNA. NCBI's taxonomy places the organism in Eukaryota, Viridiplantae, Streptophyta, Magnoliopsida, Malpighiales, Linaceae. The record is from the annotation of a GenBank genome assembly.